Molecule: messenger RNA, 1218 nt
Organism: Malassezia vespertilionis
Lineage: Eukaryota; Fungi; Basidiomycota; Malasseziomycetes; Malasseziales; Malasseziaceae
Exons: 3
Coding region: 1-1218 (405 amino acids)
Biological process (GO): purine nucleoside catabolic process
Cellular component (GO): cytosol
Molecular function (GO): purine nucleosidase activity
Source: RefSeq, a predicted model, not a curated record
AUGCCUGCCACGCCCGUGCCGUUGGUGAUAGACACGGAUCCCGGUGUAGAUGACUUGCUUGCCAUCAUCCUUGCACUCGGCUCGCCAGAAGUUUCGCUGGAAGCAAUUACGCUUUCGUUUGGAAACACGACCUUGGACUACGCCUAUGCAAACAUUCAGCGCAUCGCGCAUGCCCUAAAGGUUACGGCCAAGGAAGGCGCGCUGAAUAACACGGUACUUGCCGAGCGCGUCGAGCACGGCACGCAUGGGAAACCUAUCCGCGUCGCGAUGGGCGCUUCCAAGCCUCUCGGCGGCCGCAUGUUUACCGCGAGCUACUUUCACGGUCGCGACGGCAUGUCGGGGGUCUCAUUCCUCCCGGGGAACCCAUUCCCAUGCGCGGAAUCCUCUGCCUUGUUUGGAUCCGCACCGGAUCCCAUGCCGGCGGACGAGUUGCUACUCGACAUUUUGAAACAGCAUCCUCCCGGCACUGUCCGGAUCGCUGCCGUUGCACCGCUGACGAACCUUGCACUUGCGUUCCUCAAAGAUCCAGUCACCUUCCGCCGUGUCGGGAUGAUCAGUGUUAUGGGCGGCGCGCUGGAUCUCCCAGGGAAUACGUCGCCUGUUGCAGAAUUCAACUUUUUUGCCGAUCCAUGGGCCGCCAAGGUGCUGCUGGAGGAUGCUGUGAAAGAAGGAGGGUAUUUGCCCAUCUCCCUCUUUCCGCUGGACGUCACUACACUGCACACGCUCCCAUACAGCAAGCUCGUACGCGACGAGCACGAUGCAUUGUACCAAAAGAGUACACUGGUCCGCCUCAUUUCACAUUUCCUGCGCAAGCCGCGCGCUGUGACGAACUCGUUUGCGCCACCGGGCACGCCAUUUGACGCAGCCAAGUACGAUCUAUUUGAAGCGCAUGACCCGCUCGCCAUUGCACACUGCAUCUUUGCCUCGGCACCGCAUCUGGAAUGGAAAACCGCUUUUCGUGUAUUCCUCCUGGAAACGGACGGAACGCGCACGCGGGGAUUCUGUGUCGUCGACAGGCGCAACCACGGCACACCGAUCGAGGGACAAAACAAGGCCGAGCUUGAGGAGCGCAAUGGAGCGCACGAUGAGCAUGGGAUCGAGGAUACAAAAACGGCCAUCGCUGCACAAGACGUGCCGGGCGCAAACGUCGCGACCACAACCCCGGGCGCUGCAUGGUUUGCGGAGAUGUUUUUGGAGCGACUUGGGAUGGCCACAUAA